Molecule: messenger RNA, 1985 nt
Organism: Cololabis saira (Pacific saury)
Lineage: Eukaryota; Metazoa; Chordata; Actinopteri; Beloniformes; Belonidae
Gene: ddx59
Product: DEAD (Asp-Glu-Ala-Asp) box polypeptide 59
Exons: 8
Coding region: 42-1940 (632 amino acids)
Molecular function (GO): nucleic acid binding; RNA helicase activity; ATP binding
Source: RefSeq, a predicted model, not a curated record
CUAGAAGGUACAGCUAUGCGAUAUUGUCAGUUACUGUGACGAUGUUUAUGCCAAGAGCCUUGAAAGUGAAGAGACCUGCCCAUGGACCUGAUAAAGGUUCGAGUAAGAAAAGCAAGGGGGAUCAUCAGGAGAGCAAGGAAAGUGUUUCAGAAGCAGCUGCCCUGAAGGUGGAUCCAUGUGAAGGCAAUACAACACAGAAUGAAGCAAUACAAGCAGAUGGAGACGCCGUGCAUUUCACAGAGAGUGUAACAUGUGAAGAUGGUCAUAUGUCCUCCUCAGAUGAUGUGGAAGAAGAGGAGCCAGUGAAAUCUUUCAAAAAGAACCAGAGAUGGCCUGAGCCAGGGGAGCCUGUCUGUGUGAUUUGCGGUCGCUUUGGGGAAUACAUAUGUGAUGCAACUGAUAACGACGUGUGCAGCCUCGAAUGCAAAGCCAGUCAUUUGGUGAAAAUGGGAAUGGGGACUGGGGCAGAUGCAUUUAAUCCUAAUAACAAAAACAUUGACGAAAAGACUCAACAACCUCAUCAGCCAGAAGUUAAAACUGGAGGUACAGGCACAAGUGAAACGGUCUAUUCUUAUAAGGAAGAUAAAUUCAUAUCAAGCCUAACAGAUGAGCAGGUCCAGCGAAUUAAACAGGAGCUCGGCAUUGAAACGCAGGGGAGAGAUGUCAGGAGACCCAUCAUUGAGUUUCAACACUGUGGCUUUCCCUCGACCGUAAGUGGCAACCUGAAAAAGGCCGGUUAUGAGGCCCCAACGCCAGUGCAGAUGCAGAUGAUGCCAGUUGGUCUCACAGGCAGGGAUGUGAUUGCCAGCGCUGACACGGGCUCAGGGAAGACUGUAGCCUUUCUGAUGCCAGUAGUGGUGAGAGCCCUGGAGAAUCCAGCUCACAGUGUUUGCAGCCCUGUAGCUCUGAUCCUGACCCCCACCAGAGAGCUGGCCAUCCAGAUCGAGAGGCAGGCGAAGGAGCUGGUGAUGGGGCUUCCCAACAUGCGAACUGCUCUGCUGGUGGGCGGCAUGCCGCUCCCCCCACAGCUCCAUCGCCUCAAGAGAAGCAUCAAAAUUGUCAUAGCGACACCUGGGAGACUCAUUGAGAUACUGAAACAGAAAGCACUGCAGCUUAACAAAGUGAAGAUUGUGGUGGUCGACGAGGUCGACACCAUGUUGAAGAUGGGCUUCCAGCAGCAGGUGCUGGAGAUUCUGGAGCAAGUCACGGAAGAACACCAGACUCUGCUGGCCUCGGCCACCAUCCCAGCAGGGACGGAAGAUCUAGCUGCCCGCUUGGUCCAUGACCCAGUACGCAUCGCCAUUGGUGAGAAGAAUCAGCCCUGUGCCAACGUUAGACAGAUCCUGCUGUGGGUAGAGGAGCCGUCCAAGAAGAAGAAGCUGUUUGAAAUUCUAAACGAUGGCAAACUGUACCAGCCUCCGGUGGUGGUGUUUGUAGACUGUAAACUGGGUGCUGAUCUGCUGUGUGAGGCGGUUGCCAAGGUGACAGGUCUCACUACCGUGGCAAUCCACUCCGACAAGAACCAGUGGGAACGCAACCGCAUUCUCAGGGGUCUCCUGGAAGGAGACUUUGAAGUGGUAGUUAGCACGGGUGUGCUAGGCAGAGGACUGGAUCUGGUUAACGUCAGACUGGUGGUUAACUUUGACAUGCCAAACACAAUGGAUGAGUAUGUACACCAGGUUGGUAGAGCGGGGAGGCUGGGACACAGGGGAACAGCCAUCACCUUCAUCAACAACAACAACAAACGCCUCUUCUCGGAGGUGGUGAACCGUGUCAAACCCACGGGCUCUAUUCUCCCCCCUCAGCUGCUAAACUCCCCCCACCUCCAUGAACAACAGAGAAGGGGGAGACAGAAAACCAAGAUGGGAUCUGGGGGCAAGCAGGUUACCAAGGACAACCUGCUUGAUAUCAUAAGGAAACACGACCGUCAGAAGAAGUAGCCGUUUCUUCUACUCAUUCCUUUUUGUAGCACAUCUGCUUGAUGA